AUGGCAACCAACUUCAGCGAGAGGUUCAGCAUGGAUGCUAAAGUUGGAGGCGAAUUAGAAACAGAAUUCAUGGGCACCACGCAAUACAAUUUUUGCAACCUCAUAGAGGAGCACUACAAUGCGACUCGACACGAUAUGACGGGCGUCUUUGAGGCAUAUCGUUUCGACAGAAAUACCAACGAAGGUACUCACUGCGUGCUCAUGAUCUGCGAACAAUUGAAUCCAGGUCUCUUAGACGACAACAAGAAAAAUAGCCAACUUAUUGUGGAAGACACCACACAGCAAACUUCUUGCUCAACGCGCUACUGGGAAAACAGACUUAUAUUCGACUCCUGCUUCAACCCCAACGAUAACGGCAGUUUCAUCGAGAACUUCACCCAAAUCCAAAAGUUCACUGAAAACGAAACCGCCUGUCACAACAGCUUCCCUGGUGGUUAUCUCGACCUAUUCGCAGCCGCCAUGCCAUCCGAACUGAAAAUUAUUGGUGAUAUGCCAGGCUUUCUUAGAGAAGAGGAUUUGUUAGCAAUCAAGCUUCAGCUCUACAAACUGCCAGCAUCAAGGCGGGACUUCGUUGUGUCUUCCUCCUUCUUGUCUUGCUCUGCCUCCUCGGACCUCUACAGUAGCGAGUUUCUCUACCGAAUGGCCACAAUCUGGUACGACCGCGAUUCGAAACAGAUCUGGGUCCCCGAAGACACACUCACAAACUGGUAUGCACGAAAAUCUGCAUCCGACCAGCAGAAACAACAGAGAAAACGCGCCAGUGACCCUCAAAAGCAGUUCGAAGAAUUCUGGCUGAGGCUCGUCAAGAGUUGGGAGUAUUGCUGUCGAAGAUGGGGAUAUGCGCCUGAUGUUCAGAAAGUGUUGUCUUCUUCUACUCAAUUGUGUUUCAGGGAUCGUGAGGAUUCGACUGCCUCUCCCUCUUCUACUGACAAAGGCUGGACUAUGAUUGAAGAUGGUAAGUGCUUCUAG
Talaromyces amestolkiae is the source of this 969-nucleotide messenger RNA. RefSeq lists its product as uncharacterized. NCBI's taxonomy places the organism in Eukaryota, Fungi, Ascomycota, Eurotiomycetes, Eurotiales, Trichocomaceae. The transcript is spliced from 2 exons. The coding region runs from base 1 to 969 and encodes 322 amino acids. The record is from RefSeq and is a predicted model, not a curated record.